AAAGUCUUCCUCUGCCUUCAAAGGGUUUCCUUUUCUCUUCUUUCCCCUUAAACCCAACCCUGGUUCGAUUUCAUCGACCUAAUUCUCCGUCCAGGAGAAAAACCAAACCCUGAAAAUGGCGAAUAUGGAAAUCUUAGAGCCGAUGCAGUUUGGCUCCUCAUCUUCCCAUGAAGAAGAUAAUAACCUCCUUAAUGAUUUAUCCACUGAGUUUGAUCCCUUUCAAUUCCCACCUAUUGAUGCUGCUUAUUUGAAUGAUGAUGAUCUUACUGUACCUGAAGGUUUAUUGAACGAGUUAGGUUUUGAUGAAGACGACGGUACUUUUGAUUUCAAUUUUGAUGAUAUUAAUUUUCCAUCCGAAAAUGGAGAAUUAGGGUUUUUUGGUUCCGAUGGGUCUGAUGUUUUGUCUUCCACGGUUACGGGUUCUGGAAAUGGUCCAAAUUCGGAUGAUAAUAAUAAUAAUAAUAAUGGUGGAGUUAUGAAUUCUAUGUCUCCUGAAUCAGGAAGUUGUGAUCGGAAUUAUGAUGGAAGAGUGGUAUCUUCUUCUCAGGAUUCUGGUGGUUGUGGAUCAGGUGUUUCUGGGUUUUUGAAUUCUCCUUCGCCUGCUGAUUCUGGAGGUAAUUCUGCUUCUUCAUCUGUUCUUCCUGUAAUAUCAAAUCCAGUUGUUGUGGUUGAUGUUGAUCAGAAAAUUAAGUUAGAAGGAGGAAAAGAGGGUUCCUCAAAGAGGAAAAAUAUAACAGAAGAUGAAAACCCUACCCCUGGAAAUAACAAGGUUAGGAAAUCGAAUAUUGCAUCUGAAAGUAUGAAAUCUCAAUAUGUUGAUGUUGGAGAUGAUGACGAUAAAAAGAAAGCUAGGCUGAUGAGGAACAGAGAAAGUGCUCAACUUUCUAGACAGAGGAAGAAACAUUAUAUUGAAGAACUUGAAGAUAAGGUGAGAGCAAUGCAUUCUACAAUUGCUGAUUUGAAUGGUAGAGUUUCUUACUUCAUGGCUGAGAAUGCGACUUUACGUCAACAAUUAAGUGGAGGGGUUUGUGCACCUCCUCCUGGAAUGUAUCCACCUCCUCACAUAGCUCAUAUGCCUUAUCCAUGGAUGUCAUGUCCUCCUUAUCCAACGAGAGCACAAGGAUCUCAAGUUCCUUUAGUUCCAAUCCCUAGAUUGAAACAGCAACAACCUGUGUCAGCAACCAAACCUAAAAAAUCUGAGAGUAAGAAGAAAAAUGAGAGUAAAACUAAGAAGGUUGCAAGCGUUAGUUUCUUGGGUUUAUUGUUUUUCAUGUUUCUUUUUGGAGUGUUAGUUCCUUCCGUCAGGGAAAAUAAAGAGAUAGGUAAUAGUGGAUUAGGUUUCAAUAAUGGUGGUCCAGCUAAUUGGCCCAGAGGAAGGGUCUUGACUGUUAAUGGAAAUGGGUCAGAGCAUGAUGUAGGAGUUGGCUUGUGUGGUGGAAAAUCAGGAUUCCGAGAAGGCGAUAUGAGAACUAUGAACUGUAAGGGAGUUAAGCAAACUGAAAGAGGAAAAGAGAAUGAUAGCGGCGAGCCUCUUGUUGCUUCGUUAUAUGUACCAAGAAAUGAUAAGCUUGUGAAGAUUGAUGGGAACCUUAUAAUUCACUCUGUUUUGGCUAGUGAAAGAGCUAAGGCAUCUAAAGGAAAGACUGAAAAGAGCAGUAGCUAUCCAUCCAGUAAAGGUGGAGAGACUGGUUUGGCAAUUCCCGGUGAUUUGGUUCCUGCACUGGUGGGUGGAAAAAAUGUUGAGAGACACAGACCCGUGUACAGGAGUGCAGCUGAACGUCAAAGGGCGCUGAGUUCGGGUUCCACCAGCAGUUACAGGGAUAGUUCAAAGGCAACUGCAGCUGACAAGUCACUGCAGAAAUGGUUCCAGGAAGGCCUUGCAGGACCAGUUUUAAGCUCUGGCAUGUGCACGGAAGUGUUUCAGUUCGAUGUCUCGAAACCAGGAAGUAUUAUUCCAGCUGCAUCAGUUGUCAAUGUUACUUCUGUGGAAAACGGAACAGAUACUUCUCAUCUUAGUGGGACUAGGAACCGAAGGAUUCUCAAUCGUCUCCCUGUUCCUGUUGCGAACGGAACCGAAAAACAUGAGGAAGGACCAUCGCAGGAUGACAACUUCCAAGGUAACAAUAGAUCAAUGAUUGUAUCAGUUCUGGUUGAUCCUAGAGAGGGUGGUGAUAGUAGUGAGGGUGUAGAUGGGAUGAUGAGACCCAAAUCACUUUCAAGGAUAUUUGUUGUUGUGCUCCUGGAUAGUGUCAAGUAUGUUACAUAUUCAUGUGUUCUUCCUCUGAAAGGUUCUGGACCACAUCUUGUAACCUCUUAAGCAAAGACAUAAUUAUUAGACAUUAACUUCAAAGAUAAUAUAUAAUCUGUUUUUCGAUUUGCCUCA
This is a messenger RNA of Papaver somniferum (opium poppy), 2383 nucleotides long. Its product is annotated as bZIP transcription factor 17-like. The transcript is spliced from 2 exons. NCBI's taxonomy places the organism in Eukaryota, Viridiplantae, Streptophyta, Magnoliopsida, Ranunculales, Papaveraceae. Gene Ontology annotation, cellular component: endoplasmic reticulum membrane; nucleus. The record is from RefSeq and is a predicted model, not a curated record. The coding region runs from base 116 to 2317 and encodes 733 amino acids. Gene Ontology annotation, molecular function: DNA-binding transcription factor activity.